This is a messenger RNA of Talaromyces stipitatus ATCC 10500, 2053 nucleotides long. Its product is annotated as DNA polymerase alpha/primase associated subunit. The transcript is spliced from 4 exons. Gene Ontology annotation, molecular function: DNA binding. The record is from RefSeq and is a predicted model, not a curated record. NCBI's taxonomy places the organism in Eukaryota, Fungi, Ascomycota, Eurotiomycetes, Eurotiales, Trichocomaceae. Gene Ontology annotation, biological process: DNA replication initiation; DNA replication. The coding region runs from base 1 to 1953 and encodes 650 amino acids. Gene Ontology annotation, cellular component: alpha DNA polymerase:primase complex.
AUGGGCGACAUUACGCAGGAGCUCGAAGAGCUUUUUGCAGGAUCAGCACCCGAUGGCCUCGCUCAAGAUGUCCUUACUGAACUACAAUCUAUGCUACGACUGCAUGGCAUCACGCCGCAAGAGCUGUUCUACAAAUGGGAGUCGUAUAGCAUGAAGAUGGGAGCAGAUGACACAAAAUUGGAUCUGGAUACAGUUCGCGCAUUCAAGCGAGAUGUGCAAGAUUCCUUGGAACGAGAAACUCGAGGAAAAAAUCAUCAUGUUCGAGGCGCCGAGAAAAAGUCUGGUGUGACCGCGACCCCUCGCGCUGGGAAGGCUGAUGUGUUCGGAAUGUUGGAUGAUCUGACGCCUGGAACUCCUCAAUCUCGUAUCAAUGGAUCGGCCAAACGAAAAUCAAACUUUGAGACUCCGUCAGGACCCAAGGUAGGCCGAACGGAUGCAGGAACACCUACCGGUAUAAAGACACCUUCGACAAAUAUACAGAGCGUCGCUUUCGCCGAACGACAAAACCCCGGCCAACUCCUAGAAACACUCAAUGCGCAUUUGGAUAUGCCCAAAACGCCCAUGGUACCAUUCCCUGAGCCUCGAAUUCGACCAACAGCAAACACCGAUCUCAAAAAGUUCGCAUACAAGCCUAUGUCAAUGCGCUUGAAUGAAGCGUCGGAGAUUCUGGACGAUAGACUGGACGAAUUCACAGAUUUAUUCGAAAAGCAAUAUCCCGACGUUAAUUUUGGAAGCGCAGCAACACAGAGCACAAGUGAAAUAGUGGCUGUUGGACGGAUCGCAUCAGACAGUCUCGAAGGCAAGCUUAAUGUGGCAUCCCUUGUGUUGGAGACAUCUAGGCGGACGGGAGCCGGUCUUCGAGUACCACUAAAGGUCGAUGCUUUACCAUCGGUACAAUUCUUCCCUGGCCAGGUUGUCGCUCUUCGUGGGAUUAACGCUUCUGGAGAGUACUUCUCUGUCAAAGAGGUCCUAUCAUUGCCGUUACUUCCCACGGCAGCAUCUUCCCCUGAUACAUUAGACGCCAUCAACGAAAAACUAGGGGGUGUCGAUGUUGACCAGCCGUUAAACAUUUUCUAUGCUGCCGGCCCAUACACUGCUGACGACAAUCUUGACUUUGAACCUCUUCAAGAACUCUGCAAAAAAGCUGCAGAAGAAUAUGCAGACGCUUUACUACUAUUAGGUCCCUUUAUAGACUUGGAGCAUCCUCUCAUCGCAACAGGCGACUUUGAUCUCCCAGAUAUCCCGGGACUGGACCCGGAAACCGCUACAUUAACAACGCUAUUCCGACACUGUAUUUCAAAACCGCUUCAUCAGCUAUGUGCGGCUGUUCCCAGUAUCACAAUCAUGCUGAUGCCAUCCGUACGUGAUUCUGUUAGCAAGCAUGUCUCCUGGCCACAGGAACAAUUACCGAAAAAGGAGCUGGGUCUUCCCAAACAGGCCCGUGUUGUGUCGAACCCAGUGACAUUGUCCCUCAACGAAAGCGUCAUUGGUAUGUGCUCGCAUGACGUGCUGUACGAUUUGCGAAAGGAGGAAGUCCUCGGCGGACGACCAGCGGAAGCGAAUCUGUUGACACGAUUACCGAAAUACAUCAUUGAACAACGACACUUUGCGCCCAUGUUCCCUCCUUCUUCGCGGGAUUCGUUACCCAAGUCUGGGGGCCUGGACAGUAUGCUUCCUAUAGGCGGGAUGAUGGACGUCAGCUAUCUGAAAUUGGGAGAUUGGUGGAACGUCCGUCCAGAUAUCUUGAUCACGCCCAGUCUGCUGCCGCCUUUUGUCAAGGUCGUUGAAAGUGUCCUCGUCAUCAAUCCAGGAACCCUAUCCAAGCGUCGAGCUGCCGGUACUUAUGCCAAUAUGGCAUUGUACCCGCGAACCAUAUCCGAUGAAGAACGACAAGAGAAACAGCUUAGUCAUAAGGUAUUUGAGAGGGCUCGAGUUGAUAUUGUGCGCAUAUAGUAUUUUGUUUCGUUGUGCUGGUGUGUGGCAUGGCGUUUGGAUAGGAGUAAGCAGGCUGCAUGGAAUAGCUGUUAAAAUAAAUGAUGAUUAUGCGUUGUGC